Eptesicus fuscus (big brown bat) is the source of this 898-nucleotide messenger RNA. RefSeq names its product CDC42 effector protein 5 (gene CDC42EP5). The transcript has 3 exons. The coding region runs from base 371 to 832 and encodes 153 amino acids. The record is from RefSeq and is a predicted model, not a curated record. NCBI's taxonomy places the organism in Eukaryota, Metazoa, Chordata, Mammalia, Chiroptera, Vespertilionidae.
AGGCCCGGCCCCGUCCCGCCCCCACACUCAGCCCCGAGGGGCCCCGCGUCCCCACCGCCGCUUUCUAGUCCUUUAAAUCCUCGAGGCAAACUUUUGGGGAGGAGAAGGGGGGGGGGGGGGGUCAGGAAGGCUGGGCGGGGCCUGCGCCUUAACCCUGUGCGCCCCGGGCGGACGCAGCUGGGCUGGGCGGCCACUCGCGCCCGUUUGGGCUCCGACCAUGGCCCCCGAGAGGGGCUGACCCCUCCGCCCGGUGCAGGUGAGGCCCGGCCCGGAGGAAGGAGGGAGGAGGCGCGGGCCCCGAACCCCGGACGGGGCGUCCCAGCCUGAGCCGAGCCCGAGCGCGCCGGACCCGCCCGGCGAGGACCACGAGAUGCCGGUGCUGAAGCAGCUGGGCCCCGCGCAGCCCAAGAAGCGGCCGGAGCGCGGCGCCCUCUCCAUCUCCGCGCCGCUGGGCGACUUCCGGCACACGCUGCACGUGGGGCGCGGCGGCGACGCCUUCGGGGACACCUCGUUCCUGAGCCGCCACGGCGGGGGGCCGCCCCCCGAGCCCCGCGCGCCUCCCGCGGGGGCCCCGCGCUCCGCGCCGCCGCCCGCCGUGCCCCAGCCCCCGCCGCCCGCCCUCCGCGCGCCCGCGCCCGCCGACCCGCUGCUGUCCUUCCACCUGGAUCUGGGCCCCUCGAUGCUGGACGCGGUGCUGGGCGUCAUGGACGCGGAGCGUCCCGGGGCCGCUGCCGCCAAGCCCGACGCGGACCCCGGCUCGGGGGCGCAGCACCCCAGGGCUCGCUGCCGCCCCAACGCGGACCUCGAGCUGGACGACGUCAUUGGCCUGUAGGCUCCCGGCUCCCCGCGCCCUGCCUUCCCGCACCCCACUUCUCUCUACAUAAACGACUAAGGCCUG